This is a messenger RNA of Parastagonospora nodorum SN15, 321 nucleotides long. RefSeq lists its product as hypothetical. Bases 1 to 321 code for a protein of 106 amino acids. NCBI's taxonomy places the organism in Eukaryota, Fungi, Ascomycota, Dothideomycetes, Pleosporales, Phaeosphaeriaceae. The transcript has 2 exons. The record is from RefSeq and is a predicted model, not a curated record.
AUGCGCAAGGACAAAGAGGUGAAGAAGACGACCAGCUCCAGAGUCACACCGACACCAUACGACGGACACGGCAGUAUCAGCUCCGAGACCACCAUUAUGACUCGCGAACACCACCAGGAUAGACGGUGGACAUUGUGUAUUUUCGACCGUACUGCAAUGCACGUGGGUAAAGAGAUGCUGCCCCCAGGUCCACAGAGGCCGCGCGAUACUGAAGUAUUAUCCAGCGUAAUCCAGGCUACCAGCGAUGAUGUCGGCCGUUUCUUCUGUAUCAAGUCCCCGAUCCGCUCGUUCGUUCCAGAAUCGGUGUACAAUGUCGGCUGA